This is a messenger RNA of Bacillus rossius redtenbacheri, 1051 nucleotides long. RefSeq lists its product as uncharacterized. The record is from RefSeq and is a predicted model, not a curated record. NCBI's taxonomy places the organism in Eukaryota, Metazoa, Arthropoda, Insecta, Phasmatodea, Bacillidae. The coding region runs from base 128 to 712 and encodes 194 amino acids. The transcript has 5 exons.
ACUGAUGACGUAAUGGUCGCGCGGCAUCGGAGCGACACAUUGCGUGUCAACUUGUCAGCAGUCAGCGUCGUGAUCCAAAGGAGUCAACUUGUCUUCCGCGUUCUACACGUGCUGCCUUUGAACGACAAUGCAGGCCGUGGGCGAGGUGUUGGCGAAGGUGAAGGGCCAGGUGGCGGACGCCUCCCAGGCGGUGCAGGACAACCCGGCCGGGCAGGCGGUGAGGAAGCAAGUCGACCAGCUGGUGUCGCUGGUGCAGGGCAAGCUCAAGGUCUCCGAGAACCUCGACGAAGCAGAUCCGACCAAAUCGCAGGUCGCUGACCGCGCUGAUUGCGAGGAGUCCAGGCUGGCCUCCGCCAAGCACUGGGCGCUGGGAGUGUCCGCGGGCGUCCUGAAGACAGUUCAGAGUGUGCCGGCUUAUGUCUGCUCCACAGCCUACUCGGCCAAGUCUUACGUGUUUGAUACACUUCAAGGCCGGAAAAGCGAGGAUCCAAGCAAUGAACACGAAACUGCUGCUAAAGAAAAGGAGGGGGAGCCGGCGCAGGAAGACCCCGCGGGUCACGUGUCCGGACGGGAGGACCCCGUGCGCGCGGAGGCCGACGGGAAAUCUCCCGUCCCGCAGACUCCCGCGGAGGGCUUAUCGGAGCAGCACCAGAAGCUCCCGGAGGUGCCUGCGGCGCAGGCCGGCCAGUGGCUGUCUGCCUUCAGGCGCUGAGCGCCCCGUUGCCUCUCCGCCAAUGAGCUUCCAGCAAGUCGUAUGUACUCGACGAAUACCAAACACAACAAUACGUUGCCGUGUGCUUACCGUACACGGCUUCAAAUGGCAAGUCAUUUUUUGAGCUUGUAACCAUCAACGUUAAACAUUAAACAUGUGUGAUUAAUAUUGGUGAAUAUUGGUGUAAAUACAAAUUGUAAAUAUGUAAAUACUGGUAUACUAAAUUUGUGAUUAUUGUUCAAAUCAUGUCUAUUAAUAUUCUAAAAUGUAUUUUUUUAUUGUAGCCCACUUGUAAUUUUUGAAAAUUGUAUAUUAAAAUAAUUUGUGCCAACUAUAAAA